AAAAUUUCAAUAUAAUAUCGAUUAACUAAUCGAUUAAAUAUCGAGGGAUAAUAGUCUUAUGUACGAUAUACGAUGGAUGUAGUAGUUUUUAAUAGUGAGCUAAUUUAGAAAUGUACAAAGUGUUUGUAAAAUACAAUUCCAAACUUUAGUACAGAGUGUAUGUGAUUUUUUUCGUAUUCGUAUAGUAUUUCGUUAAGCGGUUUAAGUGAACAAUUGUAUGUAGUAUGUCGCAGUUUCAUAAAGUCGAAAUAAAUAGGACCGAAUGGGAGGUUCCGGAACGAUAUCAAAUGUUAACGCCAGUAGGAUCGGGAGCUUAUGGACAAGUGUGUUCAGCACUUGAUACAAAAACUGGUCAAAAAGUAGCAAUAAAAAAAUUAGCCAGGCCAUUCCAAUCAGCUGUACAUGCAAAACGCACUUAUAGAGAACUUCGUAUGUUGAAGCAUAUGAAUCAUGAAAAUAUAAUUGGUUUAUUAGAUGUUUUUCAUCCAUCUUCUUCUUUAGAAGAUUUUCAACAAGUAUAUUUAGUGACGCAUCUGAUGGGUGCAGAUCUCAAUAAUAUUGUAAGAACUCAAAAACUUUCUGAUGAUCAUGUACAGUUUCUUGUUUAUCAAAUUUUUCGCGGUCUCAAAUAUAUUCAUUCCGCGGGUAUAAUACAUAGGGAUUUGAAGCCUUCUAAUAUAGCUGUAAAUGAGGAUUGUGAGCUCAAAAUUUUAGAUUUUGGAUUGGCUAGGCCUACAGAAAAUGAAAUGACUGGUUAUGUUGCUACAAGGUGGUAUAGAGCUCCAGAAAUUAUGCUCAAUUGGAUGCAUUACAAUCAAACAGUUGAUAUUUGGUCUGUUGGAUGUAUAAUGGCUGAACUAUUAACAGGGCGAACGUUAUUUCCGGGAACAGAUCACAUUGAUCAUCUAACACGAGUUUUAGUACUCUGUGGAACACCCACAGAGGAAACUUUAAGCAAAAUUACCAGCCAAGAGGCAAGAAACUAUAUACAAAGUUUAUCUCCGCUUAAAAAGAAGAAUUUCAAAGACGUUUUCCGCGGAGCUAAUCCUUUAGCUAUAGAUUUACUUGAAUUAAUGUUAGAAUUAGAUGCUGAAAAACGCAUUACAGCAGAACAAGCUUUAGCUCAUCCAUAUCUUGCACAAUAUGCUGAUCCAACUGAUGAACCAGUAUCUUUACCUUAUGAUCAAAGUUUUGAAGACAUGGAUUUACCUGUUGAAAAAUGGAAAGAACUUGUUUAUCAUGAAGUUAUAAAUUUUGUACCUCAACAAUUACCUACAAUAGCUUCGGGUAUUGAGUCUACUUCGUAAGAUUAUGUUGAUAGCAUAAAUAAUAUAUUAAGAUAAGUAAGAUAGUAUAGUAAGAUAAUAUUAAUAAUUAAUAAUUAAAACAAAUAUGUAUGUUAUAUACAAAAAAUUAUUGUAUAUAAUAUGAUAAGAAACAGUUAAUCAUACAAAUUUAUUUGUAUUAGAGGCAAAAUGUAUAUUUUUGUUAAUGACAAUGUACAAGAAAUGCUAAUAUUUUUCACGUUGAGUAUAUUAAUUUAGAAUAUAAAAUUAUUGAAUAUAUGAUAAAUUAUACAUAUUCAUAAUUGUAUAUGAAUCAUAUAUUCACAUGUUUGGAUACUUUGAAGCUACAAGUGCACUUUAA
This is a messenger RNA of Apis florea (little honeybee), 1647 nucleotides long. Its product is annotated as mitogen-activated protein kinase p38b. The record is from RefSeq and is a predicted model, not a curated record. Gene Ontology annotation, biological process: protein phosphorylation. Lineage: Eukaryota; Metazoa; Arthropoda; Insecta; Hymenoptera; Apidae. Gene Ontology annotation, molecular function: ATP binding; MAP kinase activity.